Molecule: messenger RNA, 447 nt
Organism: Parnassius apollo (apollo)
Lineage: Eukaryota; Metazoa; Arthropoda; Insecta; Lepidoptera; Papilionidae
Source: the annotation of a GenBank genome assembly
AUGUAUACAAAACCAACCACAGUGAUAUCGACAAAAACAGCGUCAGUAACAGUGCCAAGUGGAAAGCAGUCAGUAACAGUACCAAGUGAAAAUCAGCCAGUAACAGUACCAAGUGGAAAUCAGUCAGUAACAGAACCAAGUGGAAAUCAGCCAGUAACAGUACCAAGUGGAAAUCAGUCAGUAACAGUACCAAGUGGAAAUCAGUUAGUAACAGUACAAAGUGGAAAUCAGUCAGUAACAGUACCAAGUGAAAAUCAGUCAGUAACAGUACCAACUGGAAAUCAGUCACAAACAAUACCAAUUGGAAAUAAUUCAGUAACAGCACCAAGUGGAAAUAAGUCAGUAACAUCGAAACGUAGAAAAAUAUUUAAAAAAAAAGAAGGGUUCAUACCUAAUCAUAUAAAUGCCUACAACUUGUUUAAUUUUCUUUAUAUUUAUCCGGUUUAA